This is a messenger RNA of Acytostelium subglobosum LB1, 1353 nucleotides long. RefSeq lists its product as hypothetical. Lineage: Eukaryota; Evosea; Eumycetozoa; Acytosteliales; Acytosteliaceae. Gene Ontology annotation, molecular function: NEDD8 activating enzyme activity. Gene Ontology annotation, cellular component: cytoplasm; nucleus. Bases 1 to 1353 code for a protein of 450 amino acids. The transcript is spliced from 3 exons. The record is from RefSeq and is a predicted model, not a curated record. Gene Ontology annotation, biological process: protein neddylation.
AUGAUGGAAUCACCUAUGGUCAUGGAGAACUUUGUAGAGAUUGAAGGAAGAUGGACAGAUAUUGAAAAGAUCAUAAAGAGAUCAGGCCCUUUGGCUUCGCCAGACUUUGUGCCAGACACUACAGAGGCACCAACCAUCAAGAAUGGCCUGCAGAGUGACUUUAAGGUGUUGGUGAUCGGUGCAGGUGGUCUCGGAUGUGAGAUCCUCAAGAACCUCGCACUCUCUGGCUUCAGAAACAUCGACGUCAUCGAUAUGGACACCAUCGAUGUCUCAAACCUCAACAGACAGUUCUUGUUCAGAAGAAAGGAUGUUGGCAAGUCCAAGGCUGAAGUUGCCGCUGCCUUUAUCAACAAGAGAGUUGCUGGUUGUAAAGUAACACCAUACAAGUGCAGGAUUCAAGAGAAGGAUGAUGACUACUAUAGACAGUUCAAGGUCAUUAUUGCUGGUCUGGACUCGAUUGAGGCAAGACGUUGGAUCAAUGGACUGUUGGUCAACUUGGUCGUCAAGGACAAUGAGGGAAACAUCGAUCCAUUGACCGUCAUCCCAUUGAUUGAUGGUGGUACGGAGGGUUUCAAGGGCCAGGCAAGAGUCAUUCUUCCACGCAUCACUUCGUGCUUUGAGUGCUCACUCGACUCCUUCCCUCCACAGACCAAGUACGCCAUCUGUACCAUCGCCAACACACCACGUGUACCAGAGCAUUGCAUCCAAUGGGCAUUGAUAUUUGGUCUCGAGGACAAGAGCAUUCCCAAGCCAUUCGAUUCAAAGGCCUUUGACAAUGACAACCCUCAACACAUGACUUGGUUGUUUGAGACCGCCAAGAAGAGAGCUGAGGAGCACAAGAUCACUGGUGUCACUUACAAGCUAACACAGGGUGUGGCAAAGAACAUUAUUCCAGCCAUUGCCAGUACCAACGCUAUCAUCGCCGCGGCGACCUGCAAUGAGGCGUUCAAGUUCUGCACAGAGAGCAGUGGAUACCUCAACAACUACAUGAUGUACAAUGGACAGAGCGGUGUGUACACUCACACCUUUGAGUAUGAGAUGAAGGAGGGCUGUGCUGUGUGCGGCACCAACAUUGUCACAUACGCUGUCGAGCCCAAGACCACCCUGUCCACACUGCUCGAGAUGCUUGCCAACGACUCGCAGUUCCAGUUCAAGAAGCCAAACCUGCGCAGCAAUGGAAGGAACCUCUACAUGCAGGGUAUCCUGCACGAGUCCACCGUUCCCAACCUCGAAAAGACUCUCGAGGAGCUAGGUGUUGGUGAAGGUGACGAGGUGACCAUCACCGAUCCAUCACUACCAGGCAGCAUUGCCGUUCGCAUGAGAGUCAACUACAAGCAGACCGAGAACAAGUAA